Messenger RNA from Rhincodon typus (whale shark), 3180 nucleotides. Its product is annotated as inhibin beta B chain-like. Gene Ontology annotation, biological process: SMAD protein signal transduction; BMP signaling pathway. The transcript is spliced from 2 exons. The record is from RefSeq and is a predicted model, not a curated record. Gene Ontology annotation, molecular function: cytokine activity; growth factor activity. The coding region runs from base 3 to 1202 and encodes 399 amino acids. NCBI's taxonomy places the organism in Eukaryota, Metazoa, Chordata, Chondrichthyes, Orectolobiformes, Rhincodontidae. Gene Ontology annotation, cellular component: extracellular region.
AGAUGAGCGUCUUUUGCCUGAGCGGAGCGUGGCUGCUGGUGAUCGUGGUGUGUGGCGGUUGCACGCCGGCUCCAGCAGCCGAGGGCUCUCUCCCUUUCACCGGCGCCGGCUCCUGCGCGACCUGCGGGCUCAGCCAGCCAGACGAGCCCGGCCAGACCGACGCGCUCCUCCUGGAAGCCGUCAAGAGGCACAUCCUGAGCCGCCUGCAGAUGCGGGAGAGGCCCAACAUCACUCACCCGGUGCCCAGAGCGGCGAUGGUCACCGCCCUGAGGAAGUUACACUCCGGCAAGAUGAGAGAAGACGGCAGGCUGGAGAUCCCACACCUGGAUGGCCAUGCGACUACCAACACCAGGAAGGAACUGCAGGAACAGACCUCGGAGAUCAUCAGUUUCGCUGAGAGAGACGAACCGGCUUCCUCCAAAGCAGGCCUGUACUUUUUGCUUUCCAACGAAGGCAACCAAAACCUGUUGGUGCAGCAGGCCAACCUGUGGCUCUACAUGAAGCUGCUGCCGCCCCCGUCCUCCUCCUCCACCAAGGCCGAGAAGGGAGGCCGGCGCCAAGUGACGGUGAAGGUGUCCCUGCGGGGCUCGGGCGCCGGGGCGUCAACCCGCUGGUCGUCGGUGGAGAAGCGGCUGGAGCUGAAGCGGAGCAGCUGGCACACGUUCCCGGUGACCGAGGCGGUGAGGGCGCAGUGGGAGCGGGGCCUGAGGCGCCAAGACCUGGAGGUCGAGUGCUCGGGCUGCGGGACGGCGGCCGCGUCGCCAGUGCUGGUGGAGCGGGCGGACGAGGCGCACCGGCCGUUCCUGGUGGUGCGGGCGCGCGCUCUCGACGCCAAGCACCGGAUCCGGAAACGGGGCCUGGAGUGCGACGGCCGCACGAGCCUGUGCUGCCGCCAGCAGUUCUACAUCGACUUCCGGCUGAUCGGCUGGAGCGACUGGAUCAUCGCGCCCGCCGGUUACUAUGGCAACUACUGCGAGGGGAGUUGCCCGGCCUACAUGGCCGGCGCGCCAGGCUCUGCGUCGUCUUUUCACACCGCCGUGGUCAACCAGUACCGCAUGAGGGGCAUGAGCCCCGGCUCCAUGAACUCCUGCUGCAUCCCCACCAAACUCAGCACAAUGUCCAUGCUCUACUUCGACGACGAAUACAACAUCGUGAAGAGGGACGUGGCCAACAUGAUCGUGGAGGAGUGUGGCUGUGCGUGAGGGCGCUUCAGCAGUUUGCUCCCAUUUUGUUUUGUUUUAAUGUUCUUUUUUAUUUACGGUCAAUGGACACUUUUUAUUUUUCCCGAGUGGUUAUCCUCCACACUCGUUUUUCUGCCCCACCCCACCGUGCCUCCCUUCUCCCCUUUCCUUCCUCCAGUCAUUGACUUUUCAAGGGUCAAGUUUGGUCCAUUUGGAGAAGGCUCAACGACAGUCAGCGUCCUCAUUUGGAACCGUUUCAGGAGCAAAGGAUGGACACAGUGUGAAUGUUUAACACGCAGUGAUGUCGUUUCUCUCUCUCUCUAAGUGGUUUAAAGACAAAACCCGGUGGAAGCACUCAAAUCCCUUUGAAGCACUGUAAAACUGAAAAAAAAAAGCACAUCCGCAAUGUAUUUAAAUGGUGCCAGAGUCACCUUUUUUUUUAAAAAAAAGUUUUUUUUGUGGGGGGUGGGAAGGAUUGUUCCCUUGCAACUUCAACCAGAAGUUGAAACGCUUAAUUAUUUAUGCCGCCAAGACUUUAGUUUUAUGCUAUAGUGAGCUGGUGUGGGAAUGGUCGGACCUGAAGGAGCCAGCCUUGUGUUUUUGUUUUGCUUUCUCUCCCUCUGUCGAGUGUACACACGCACUUCUGUUUGAACCGUGGACACGCAAAAGUGGGGAAACAAAAGAGAAAAGCAUGUUGUUCUAACCGCUGAGAAACUUUUGAGGUACUGAUCGUUACUCGCCACUGAACAAACUAUCCCUCUUGCCCGCCCCACGGAAAGUAACUUCUGCUCAACGUGUCUUCACAAUGCAGGCAGCUCAGAACACUGGGGUCUCUGUUUUCUGUUCACUCAACCUGGCUGUGCCUCGGACAUGGAUAGGGGCGGUCUGAAUGGAGACUUGGCGACGAUUUCACACGUUUCAACCAACUUCCAAAUAACGAAUCGACUCAUUUUAAUACAAUUAUCCAUCAUCUGUGGAAUGCAACACGUCUUGCCCCCUUCCCCCUGCCCUUCCUGAAUUUCUGUCUUCUGUCUUCCUACAAUGUGUUUUAAUCCUAUCUUUCAUCCCCUUCUUGCGUUCUCUUUUAUAAACUGUUUUCAGAUAACGAGUUAAUUCACAGUGGGCCAAAUGGGCGAUUGUAUUAAAAAGAGGCCCUUCAGCGAUAGCACGGUCUAAGAUCACUCCACAAUGAAUGGGAUGCACUGUGCAUUAAUAGUCAUAUAUUGCGUUAAGACGCUGGAGCUGCAUAGCACUUACAAAGUACCGAACGCACAUUAAGCACUUGUUCUGAACGCCUUGGCAAAAAAAAGGGUACUUAAAACAGUGCACUUAUCAUGAAUUAUCCAACUCCGUUCGUUUCUUUACUAAAUAAGUGCCGUUGGGAGCUAUGCAAUGGAAGCGAUUGGCAGUAAACAGGUGAAUUUGUCGGAUUUAAAAUCUUUACGAUUACUUGAAGCUAAAUCUUUCGCUUCCGGUAUACGGCGAAUGAUUGUUUUAUAAUAGUUCUGUUCGCGUUUUCUAUUUGCACUGAGAAGUUGCGUUGAUUAGUUUUAAAAAAAAAACUGCCAUUUUUUAAAAAAAGUGAAAAUGUUAUUUUUAUAGAAAGAAGAAGAAUUCUGGGGGGAGGGGUAAUCGAAAUGUAUUAUAAUAUCAAUGGAUUAAAUAACGGAACCAAAGAGGUCAAGUAUUUAGUAUUCUGUAAAUGUCAUUGGGCGGCAAGGCCGUUGAGACGUUUAGUGUUAAGUGUGGCUGGUUAGCAAGGAACAUGAAUAUUUUGUCAGCUUAAUGUUAUUACAAUGUCUCAAUAACCCGUGCAAUUUAAUCACAAGAUAGCACAUAGCUAUAUCUACAGUACCAACCUGUCCCAUUCUGGCUGCAUCAUGCACUACCUUUAUUGUUAAAUUUAUGGUCAUUUUGAACUGGUUCAGAUUCAUCUCCAUUUACUGGCUAACAGCUGGACUAUUUGACAUUUCUGUACAGUUUGGCUACAAUAAAAGAA